GGGACCCCAGGUCUGCCAGGCCCACAAGGCCCUAAAGGGGAUAAGGGAGAUCCAGGGCGUGAGGGACAACGUGGGCUGCCUGGUGUACCAGGUUCUGCAAGUGCAGCUGUGAAAGGUGAUCCAGGUGCUCCCGGACCGCCAGGACCAAGAGGCCCUCCUGGAGAUGUUGGACCUAGAGGUAUUCAAGGACCAGAAGGAGCAGCAGGAGAACAAGGACUAAAGGGUGACAAAGGUGACAAAGGAAGUGUGGGACCCCAAGGUCCUAGGGGAUUUCCGGGCACAGAAGGAAGACCAGGCCCGCCAGGUCCACCUGGUCCCAUAGGCCCACCGGGUCCUGCAGGUGUGCCAGGCAGAGGUGUUAAUGAUAGCCGAAUAGAAAAGAUUGUUCCUGGACCUCCAGGCUUACCAGGUGCUCCAGGACCUAAGGGUUCUAAAGGUGAUCCAGGAAACAGAGGCCUCCCUGGCAUAAAGGGAGACAGGGGUGAUCCAGGAAUAGUAGGAAAACCUGGCAAAAGUGGUGCUCCUGGUAUACCUGGUGAUAAAGGAAGACAAGGUGAUCCGGGAAGUAAAGGGGAGCCGGGAGUUCAAGGAAUUAUUGGCCCUGCAGGACCACCUGGUUUACCUGGGACUCAGGGGAUCCGAGGGCUAAAAGGUGAACCAGGGUUCAAAGGUGAAAUGGGUAAUCCG
Molecule: messenger RNA, 687 nt
Organism: Candidula unifasciata
Lineage: Eukaryota; Metazoa; Mollusca; Gastropoda; Stylommatophora; Geomitridae
Source: the annotation of a GenBank genome assembly